Molecule: messenger RNA, 1094 nt
Organism: Rhincodon typus (whale shark)
Lineage: Eukaryota; Metazoa; Chordata; Chondrichthyes; Orectolobiformes; Rhincodontidae
Product: probable E3 ubiquitin-protein ligase HERC1
Exons: 6
Source: RefSeq, a predicted model, not a curated record
AUGCCCCUCAGCAGCCUGAAGAAAUAGAUGCUGCAAUGCACGCUCAAACACCUGUUACCACAAGUCCUUCUGCCUCCAGCACCACUUCAUUCAUGAGCAGCUCUCUUGAGGACACCACCACUGCAACUACGCCCGUCACUGACACAGAAACUGUGCCUGCCUCCGAGUCGCCCAGUGUAAUGCCACUCAGCCUUUUACGCCAAAUGUUCUCCAGUUAUCCAACUACCACAUUGCUGCCUAGUCGACGGGCACAGACCCCGCCUGUUUCUUCUCUACCAACCUCACCUUCAGAAGAGGUGGGCAGACGACAGAGUCUCACUUCACCUGAAUCCCAGCCUGCCCGACCAACAAACCGAACAGCCUCAUCUGAUCCUAGUAGUAGACUUUCAACUUCGCCGCCACCACCUCCAAUUGCUGUGCCUCUUUUGGAAAUGGGCUUUUCGCUGAGGCAGAUUACAAAAGCCAUGGAAGCCACAGGUGCCAGAGGAGAAGCAGAUGCCCAGAAUAUUACAGUUUUGGCAAUGUGGAUGAUAGAACACCCAAGUACAGAAGAAGAUAACGAGCCACCGUCUGCAAUCACUUCAGAUUCAUGCCAUGGGGCAACUGCUACAGGCAGUGGUGAUAAGUCCAGAGAUCAGGGCUAUUUCCAAUCACCUGGAGAAAUACCUUCUGUUGAUGCCACAGAGCUGGAGGAAGGGUUCAGUGAAAGCCCAAAUCAAUUGGAUCAAGAAGAAAAUGGUUCAUCUACCAAUGCAUCUUCUUCCAGAAACCGUUCAACUGUAACUAGGAGGCAAAAGUUUGAGGCUGCAGCUCGGACUCUGUUAGCACGUGCAGCAGGAUUGUACCGUUCAGUUCAGGCUCAUCGAAACCAAAGCCGGCGAGAGGGGAUGUCAAUGGCACAAGACCCAGCUGCCCUCUAUGACUUUAACCUCGAUGAAGAAUUGGAGAUUGACCUGGAUGAUGAAGCCAUGGAAGCCAUGUUUGGUCAGGACUUUGCAAGUGAUAGUGAUAUAUUGGGAAUGUGGAUUCCAGAGGUACUGGACUGGCCAACAUGGGUGUGUGGUUGCAGCUUGUGCUGCUUUUGCUUAUUUUAA